UGUAUAUAACAACACUUGACAAAUACUGUUAAAAAUCUCUAUUAGUGUAACCACAAGUUUAGUUCAGUGAAUAUAGUGAAUACUUUACUGUAAGUACUGCAAUAAUAGUCAGUUUUCAAUAUUACUGUAAGAAGCACUUGUUUUUUGUAAAACGUCAACAAUCCAACUGCAAAUUUUGCCAAUGGCAUCAUCUCUGGUGUCCUGCUCUUCAUCAUACUCUUCAUCUCCCUCUCAGACUGUUUCCAAUCCACACAAUUGGUAAAAAAUACCAUUAGAAAAAGUGUGUACAAUUUUGAGUCGUUGUGUUUGCUCGAUGACAACUGUGUUGUAGUUCAACUUUUGCCUGCCUGUGUUUAGCAUUUAUAAAACAAGUGCAUUGCAGUGUAAAAUGUGUCUUUUAGUGAGGAGUUUGUGUUAUGAGUUUUGCAAAAAGAGUGCAUGAUUUGACAAAUGGGUUUAGGCCACUAUGAAUUUGGUUCAGAGAUUGGGGUUUAGUGUUUUAGCAAUUCAAAAAAACUGUAAACUGCCCAUUGGUCUUCAGAGAAAUCAUAUAGGUCCUACACAAUCUUUGCUUUUCCAGCAUCUUCUGCAAAUGUGACACCAGCACUGACUUUAUGAUGUUGAGAUUCAUCUUUUUACACUACAAUUAAUAGACUCUUACACCUCUCAAUACUAUUACAAAAGAUACAAACAUUCACUGAUGCUCAAGAAAGCAACACGAUACAUUAUGCUAACGUUUAAAAAUGAUGAUUUGUGUCAGCUGUUAAUAUUUAGUUUAAAGAUUUAAUUGUAAUGUUAUUAGAAGCUACAAAAGAUAUUUAAAUGUUAAUCAGAACACAAAAUAAUAUUUUACACCAAUCAAUCAUCUUUUAAAAGUGUAAAUGUAAAUAUGUAUGUUAGACUUUUUAACUGAGCUGCUAUCAGUACAUUUUUAUCUGUGUUCUGUUACUAUAUAGACAUCUAUUAUAUAAGGUAUCACAUGGGUAGGUCUAUUAACAUUUUGCAGAUUAUGCAACAUGAUCAUAUAUAGGUUAUUAUAAUUUUGCAGAUUCUGCAAUAUGUAUGUUGAUCCCAAAUGUAUUUAUUUUUCACAUGCAUUCAAAACACAUACACAAACCAACCACUGGGAUUCAAAACGUAAUUUAUGACAUCACUAAAAGAUGGGUUAAUGAUAUUUAAAGUGUGAUGAUCUGGCAUCCCUCUCUGGUGAUUCUGAGAUACGGAUCAGAUUAAUAGAUUAAACAGCACCUGCAACACUUUGUAGACUGCAGUAUUUUUCUGACUCUCUAUUCUGUAACAGCAGCUGGGGUCCCUUCGAUCUUUAAUUUGUUUACAUUAUUGAGAAAAUGGCUGAUUUAAAUGUUUCUAAAUUGAACCUCACUCAGACUUUUUUGGUGCUGGAUCCAGAUGCACAUCUGAAGGCUGUCUUGUUUAUGACACCAUGUGUUAUUUUUCUCUAUGUAAACGGAGUCAUGCUUUUCACCUUAAGGCAAAAGACUGUUUUUCUGGAAACGUCCCGUUACAUUCUGUUCAGUCAUAUGCUUUGGGUCGAUACGCUCAAUUUGUUAAUGAGUAUACCUGUAUAUUUAAUUGGCUUUAGUAGGACCUUAUUUAUAAAAAAUGUCUGUUUUAUUAUUCUGGCAGCUCCAUCGUUUCUCUUUCAGGUUUCAAUCCUAAAUCUGGCUUUAAUGUCUCUGGAAAGGUAUGUGGCCAUCUGCUUUCCUCUCAGGCAUGCAGAUUUCACCACUUACAGAAGAACUCACAUGGCCAUUGCUGUCGUCUGGAUGAUAGGCUUAAGUCAGUGCUUUUCUGAAAUGAUUAUUUUCUAUGCUAUUGAUACUACAAACACAACAAUGAAUUUGUUCUGCUCAAGAACGACUCUUUUCAGACUGCAGGUGUAUAAGAAUCUUGAUAUAGCCUUUACUUGUAUAUUUUUUGUGUCUGUGUGUUUUACUAUAAUAUUUACUUAUGCCUCCAUAGCAGCUGUGGCUAAAACAGCCUCCUGUGAUAAGUUGUCAGCUAAAAAAGCCAAUAAGACUGUACUGUUACAUCUAAUACAGCUGGGUCUGGGUGCUGCAUCUAUUUUAGUUGGAGUUAUCCAAGAGGCAAUUUUUGCUCAUACCGAUUUUAAGACUUCAUUGAAUGUAAUGUAUUUUUGCUUUUUAGUGUUUAUAAUUUUUCCAAAAUGUUUAAGUCCUCUUAUAUAUGGCCUGAGAGACAAAGCUUUCAGUUGCUUAUUUAAAUACUACUUUACAUGUGCUAAAGGCAAAAUCAAACCAGUUUUGAUAGAAGGACAUGUUUAGAAACAAUGUUAUGAAAAUACUAUGUUACUGUUGUUAAACCUGUUGAAAAUGUUGUCCAAUUUUCUUUAGUAAAUAAUAAUUUUUGACUUUCAAAAUAUACAAAAACAAAAUAUGAGUCAGUUGCAAUAUCAAUCAAAUUUUAAACAGUUUUGUUGAAAAGAUGUGACAUUUAAAUGUUCUUUCAGCCCAAAAUUGAGGUGCACCUUCCCAUGUUCACUUCCUGCUGUCAGGACGAUAUAUAAGCAGAUGAAAAAAUAAAACGUGUCAUUACUGACCGUUUGAUUAAACUUUCCUUUUUGGCUAACCUGCAGCAGCUAAA
Misgurnus anguillicaudatus (oriental weatherfish) is the source of this 2622-nucleotide messenger RNA. Lineage: Eukaryota; Metazoa; Chordata; Actinopteri; Cypriniformes; Cobitidae. The record is from RefSeq and is a predicted model, not a curated record.